GAAAAGGACCCCAACUGGCACGCAACUGCUAUUGUGUAGGUAUGGAUGCCACUACACCAUUGACUGUGGUUGGUGGUGCAGUUUUUGUGUUGAUCAUCCUUCUGACUGGACUUUGUCUUAACUGCAAAGGAAGCGGUCAACGAAAGUAUAUACGACAACAACAACAUGACCCACGGAAUAGUUUCCCAUCGGUCCAAGGAUUUACGAUAGUUCGCCCAUAUACAGAAAACCAUUCAUUUACUACCCUACCCAUACAGACUUAUCAACAACAGCUCAUUAGGCCAGUCUCCCCUUGUCCUUCAUCUGAUGCUGAAAGUCAAAGUGAUUACAUCAACCAAAAUGUGGAUAAGAAUGGAAGCAGCUAUGAGCAGCCACCUGAAAAGAACUCAGACUUCCCUGACUACCUGGAUGUGUUGCCAGAUGACCAAAAUGUCUCCCAGCUGAAUCUUGCUUCUUCUUUAAAUUCAGGACAAAGUUACCAGAACAUUGAAACUGAUGACAAUAAUGGUGACGAUAAUGGUAACAAUAAUGACGAUGAUGGGGAUAAUGAUUCAGACAGUCAACAUUACAUAAAUGUCAAAAAGGAAGAAACUCCUGUGGGCUCAUUUCAAAGUUCCAGCAGUGAUGGCCAGGGCAGUUCAGACUAUGUAAAUGCUCCAAAACAAGUUACCAUCCACAUGCAUUUGGAAUAAUUUUAAUAGGAAGUCAACCUGAUACUUAAACAACCAUAACAAGAAUUAUACAGGUUGUAUAAAUUGUAUAAGUUGUGUAAACAGCUCUGUAUUUGAAAUAGUUGCCAUGUUUGUUACACACUCCAAACGCUAUUAUGGAUUAUUACAAUAAUUUAAGGUCCAUAAAUGUUUACUUACGUUUUACCAUAGUCAUAUUAACAGACUUAGCUGACAAUUCCUGAGAGUAUUUCUUUUUAAUGACUUCUUAUUUUGAU
Trichomycterus rosablanca is the source of this 946-nucleotide messenger RNA. RefSeq names its product linker for activation of T cells (gene lat). The record is from RefSeq and is a predicted model, not a curated record. Bases 42 to 692 code for a protein of 216 amino acids. The transcript has 13 exons. NCBI's taxonomy places the organism in Eukaryota, Metazoa, Chordata, Actinopteri, Siluriformes, Trichomycteridae.